Messenger RNA from [Candida] anglica, 1488 nucleotides. Lineage: Eukaryota; Fungi; Ascomycota; Pichiomycetes; Serinales; Debaryomycetaceae. The record is from the annotation of a GenBank genome assembly.
AUGUCCGAUAUAAGAAGACUGCAAACGAAUAACAGUUCGUCCUCCUCCCCAGUGGAGUAUGUUGAUGUAAAGCACCCGUACAAAGACGAAUCUGAUGAUUAUGAUCCUGAUGACUUUGUCCAGGCCAUUGUCUUGGAAGAAUCUGAACAUCAAAUCAACUAUAGAAACUGUUCAUGGCAGAAGACAGCAGGACUCCUCUUCUCCGAGUAUAUCUGUCUUGCCAUCAUGUCUUUCCCUUGGUCUUAUUCGGUCUUAGGUCUUAUUCCUGGCUUAAUAUUGACUGUCUUUGUCGCCCUUACGGUACUUUACACUGGGUUAAUCAUCACCGACUAUUGUGCCGCUUACCCCCAUGUGACCAAUGUCUGUGAUAUUGGGCAACAUUUGUUUUGGAACAAUAAGUGGGUCUGGUAUGCCACUGCAGCUUGUUUCUUACUUAACAACACUUUAAUUCAAGCUUUGCAUGUUUUGGUUGGUGCAAAGUAUUUCAAUACAAUUUCCGAUAAUACUACCAUUUGCUCGGUUGUAUUUGCAGUUGUUACUACUGUGCUUUGCUUUUUACUUUCUCUUCCUCGUACAUUUUCAUCAAUGAGUAUUAUCGCAUACAUUUCAGCCAUCACCAUGUUCAUUGCCGUGGUAUUGUCUAUGGCCUUUGCUGGAGUCCAAGAACACCCUAAUGGAUAUGAAAAGCUUCAUGAAGAAGUUGUAUGGCACUUAUGGCCAAAGAAGGGCACCACAUACGUGGAUGCCAUGUCUGCAUUCUUAAAUAUUGUCUACACUUUUGUUGGACAAAUCACUUAUCCUUCGUUUAUUUCUCAGAUGAAGAAACCAAAGGAAUUUAAGAAGGCUUUAUACAUUGUAACUCUUUGUGAAUUGAUUACAUUUUCCUUGGCUGGCUCCAUUGUGUAUGUGUAUGUUGGUAACUCCUACAUCACUGCACCUGCCUUCGGGUCGCUUACAGGGAACUAUAAGAAGAUUGCUUUCUCCUUUGCAUUACCAACCAUUUUGUUUUUGGGCUCAUUGUAUGGAAAUGUGUCCUCACAAUUUUUCUUUUUGAAGAUGUUCCCAAAAGAUUCUGAACAUAGAAAUAGCCAUACUGUAUGGGGUUGGACUGUAUGGGCUGGCUUAAACUUAGCGUCUUGGUUGCUUGCCUUUGUCGUUGCUGAAGUUAUCCCAUUCUUUUCUGACUUGCUUUCCUUGAUGAGUUCCUUGUUUGACUGUUGGUUUGGGUUUGUAUUCUGGGGUGUUGCUUAUUUCAAGUUGCGUAGAUUACAUUAUAAAAACAAUGGACAAGACAAUGUCCCCUUGACUCAAAUAUUUACCGAUGCAGGUAUUAUUGGUAAACUCGAAUUCAUCAUUAAUGUAUUCUUGAUUGCAGUUGGGAUAUAUAUUCUUGGACCCGGGUUGUAUGCAUCCAUACAAAGUAUUGUUUGGUCGUACCAAUCAAACCUUUAUGGAAAUCCAUUUACAUGUAUAAGUAAUGGUAUUUAG